AUGGGCAAGGAGGAGCACGAGGUGGCUGUCCUGGGGGCUCCCUACAACGCUGCACCCAUGGCGUCCACCGUGAUCAACAUCCACAGUGAGACGUCCGUCCCCGACCAUGUCGUCUGGUCCCUCUUCAACGCUCUUUUCCUCAACUGCUGCUGCCUGGGCUUUGCUGCCUACGCCUACUCUGUGAAGCACACUAACUUCAAGACCCCACCCACAGAUGGGUGCUUAGCUGUGGCAGCUGACAACGUGAGCAUGAAACAGGAGGACUGA
Molecule: messenger RNA, 267 nt
Organism: Orycteropus afer afer
Lineage: Eukaryota; Metazoa; Chordata; Mammalia; Tubulidentata; Orycteropodidae
Source: RefSeq, a predicted model, not a curated record